Molecule: messenger RNA, 1708 nt
Organism: Marchantia polymorpha subsp. ruderalis
Lineage: Eukaryota; Viridiplantae; Streptophyta; Marchantiopsida; Marchantiales; Marchantiaceae
Source: the annotation of a GenBank genome assembly
GAAGGGAUUUGUGUCGAGCUUGUGUAUGCUGGUCGUCCAUCGGCAGAUUUCAGAAUCUAAUUCCGUGGAGUUGGAAGGAGGAGCAGCGCAGCGUUCUCAGCGUCAGCGAGAGCGUGUGUGGUGAGAGACCGGGCAAGUACCUGAUCGAGCGAUGGGCAGGAUGUACUAGCUGCUCGCCACGACCAUUACCUGUCAGAUGCAGCAAACUCCGUAAGAAACUUUUACCGGGGAGCAAGACUCUAAGCGAUGCCGGGGCUUGUGCGGAGAGACACUGAAGAGGAUAUAUUUGAGUCGUCGCUGAAUCUUGAAGGAGCACACUAUCAACAGGGAUUCGAGGAAGGUUUUGCUGAUGGGAUCGGAGCUGGCAGGGAGGAGGGCAGAGAGGUCGGAUUAAAGUCAGGUUUCCAAGUUGGAGAAGAGGUCGGGUUUUACUCCGGUUGUGCGGAUCUCUGGCGAGCGGCUGUGGAGAUCGACUCGAGUGCUUUCUCGGCACGAGCGCAGCGUAGUAUCAAACAGUUUCAAGAGCUGUUACGCGCAUAUCCUCUCUCCAACCCUGAGGACGAGCGGGUGCAAGACUUAUUAGAGACAAUUCGAGUGAAGUUCCAAGCCCUUCUGUCCAUGUUAUCAAUCCACCUGGAGUACCCUGGUCACCCUAAGGCGCGCAGUGCUGAUGAUGCAUCAUUCUAGAGAUUUGCAGUAGAAGAAGAGGUGUUUAGGUCUCUCGAAAGGCAUCAGCUCUGUGAAGAAGGUUGUCAACUGGUUAGAGUCACAAUGGCUCAGCAUGGAAGUUCUGUGACUCAGCAGCGAACGCUUACCGCCCCUACUCAGACACUAGUUGUUACCCAGACCGUGCAAGAACAGGUCACUGCCCCUGCUCAAGCGCGACAAGAGGCCGUCACUUUAGUUCUGCGUCCACGCAAACAAGUUUCAUGGCGAGAUGGGACCGUGGACAACGAGCAUAUGCAGAAGAAAAGCUCCAAAAUUUGCUGUGUAUUCCACAAAAAGGAAUCACUGGAAGAUUACAGCGAUGAUGAAGAUAACCAAGUGAAGGAGAAGGGCUCCUGUCAUGGACAUUCACACAGAGAUGAUGGAUCGGGACCGAGUGGAAGUCACGAUAAAAACCCAGAGGAAAAUGGUGAAAGUCAUGAGAAUGUUCCGUCUGCUAACGGAAAGCGGUCGGUUGAAGAAUGAAGAACUAUUUCUUGAAUGAUUUUAUGGAAUAGUGGAUUUACUGUUUCUCUACCAACUGAAAUUCUAGAGUGGUGGAGAUGCUGUCAUGUGACAGACGACGAUUGUGCAGAAAAUCAAUUGUUUCACGACUCCUUAUUUUUCUGUACAUCAGUGGGCGUGAACAUCUGCAUUUCGAAGGGAACUGACGAUUCUGGUGAAAAGCGAUGUUGAGUGAAUUUCCAUGGGAAGCUUGGUUGAUUAUGUGAAGUAUAUUCGUUGGCUUUUCCCUGGACUUAAAGACGACUUAUUCUGAUUGGCAGUGUCCCACAGGAUUAAGAAUUAAGGUUGAAUGUGAUUCCUUCUUGGUCAAAAUGAUGCAGAUCUGCAGCGGGGUUUGAUCGGCAAGUAGUGUUAAAGUCAUGAGAGAGGCUUUGCUUCCAACUAUCAAAGCCUUAGAUCUCUGUCAACUUUGCUCAUGUUUGAAGCCUAAAUCCAAUUUCGAAGAUAAUAUGCUGGACGUUCAGUGCAUAUUUCCCAG